ACGUCACAAAAAGGCCAACCUUAUCUGACUUGCUAAUGUAAUGUUCCCAAGUCAAUAAUACACGAUAAGUUACAACAGCGAACAGUAAUCAGUUUUACAAUGGCGCUCAAAAGUGGAGUUAGUUUUAUACGUUUUAAAAGACUCAGCCAUGGGAUCCGAUUACUUUCUACACACACAAGACCAGAAAUAUCCCAAAAUGGCGGCAAAAAUGCAGAUUUCCCCGGAGUCAAAGCGCCCUACGUGACGGAAAUGAAACUUCUAAACGAGCACAGCUAUGAUCCUAUACCAAUAUAUCGUGUGAUCGACAACAAUGGAGAAGUUAUAGAGAGAACAGAAGAGCCGAGGAUAGACAAUGAGACACUUCUAAACAUGUACAAAACAAUGGUGCAGCUCAACCAAAUGGAUAAGAUUCUAUAUGAAUCUCAAAGACAGGGUAGAAUAUCCUUUUAUAUGACCAAUUAUGGUGAAGAAGGGAUCCAUGUGGGUAGCGCAGCGGCUCUUUUGCCUCAAGACAUGGUCUUCGCCCAAUAUCGCGAGCUAGGAGUGCUACUGUACAGGGGUAUGACAGUCACUGAGAUCAUAAACCAGUGUUAUGGAAACCACGAAGACCCCGGCAAAGGGAGACAGAUGCCAGUGCAUUAUGGUAGCAAGCAGAGAAAUAUUGCAACUUUGUCCAGUCCAUUAGCAACCCAGAUGCCGCAAGCCGUGGGCGCGGCGUACGCCUUCAAGCGCGCGCCCAACAACGAGCGCUGCGUCAUCUGCUACUUCGGCGACGGCGCCGCGUCCGAGGGAGACGCGCACGCCGCCUUCAACUUCGCGGCCACGCUCCAGUGCCCCAUCAUAUUGUUCUGUAGAAACAACGGCUACGCGAUUUCGACGCCCACAAGCGAGCAAUACCGCGGGGACGGGAUAGCCGCGCGCGGCCCAGCGCUGGGACUCCACACCAUACGAGUUGAUGGGACCGACGCUCUGGCUGUGUACAGAGCCGUCGAAAGGGCCCGAGAGAUAGCGAUACAGAACAAACCAGUACUUAUUGAAGCUAUGUCAUAUAGGGUGGGACAUCACUCAACAUCUGAUGACAGCAGUGCAUACCGACCUGUGGAAGAAAUACAAAAAUGGACGCAGGAGGAAAAUCCUGUACAGAAACUGAAGCUGUAUAUUGAGGGAAAAGGUCUAUGGAAUUCGGAUACUGAAAAACAGUUCGCGAAAGAAGCACGAGAUAUAGUGUUACGAACGAUGCAACAGGCGGAGAAGAAGAAGAAGCCACACUGGAAGGAGAUGCUGGAAGACGUGUACUACGACAUGCCACCGCAUUUGCAAAAACAAAUGAAUCAAAUGGAGAAACACCUGAAGAAGUAUAAAGAACAUUAUCCUCUCGAUCAAUUUCAAAGCGAAUAAUUAAAGAUUAUUUAAAUUUAAACUUCAAAAACAAUAAAAUUUAUUAUUCAA
This is a messenger RNA of Bicyclus anynana (squinting bush brown), 1449 nucleotides long. RefSeq names its product 2-oxoisovalerate dehydrogenase subunit alpha, mitochondrial. Bases 100 to 1398 code for a protein of 432 amino acids. The record is from RefSeq and is a predicted model, not a curated record. NCBI's taxonomy places the organism in Eukaryota, Metazoa, Arthropoda, Insecta, Lepidoptera, Nymphalidae. The transcript is spliced from 8 exons. Gene Ontology annotation, molecular function: oxidoreductase activity, acting on the aldehyde or oxo group of donors, disulfide as acceptor. Gene Ontology annotation, biological process: branched-chain amino acid catabolic process.